Messenger RNA from Exaiptasia diaphana, 821 nucleotides. RefSeq lists its product as uncharacterized. Lineage: Eukaryota; Metazoa; Cnidaria; Anthozoa; Actiniaria; Aiptasiidae. The transcript has a single exon. The record is from RefSeq and is a predicted model, not a curated record.
UGUGCCGAGUGUCUCCGAGUAAAGCCACGCCUACCGACUUGACUUUCGCCACUAAGUUCGUGGCUGUCUACUUGUUCAUAAAAGUCAAGGGAUCCCGACCGAUGACGUAUCAGUACUUAACAGUGGAUAUGGUCGAAACAGCAAAGAGCAAUGGAGGAUUUAUCGAUCAGAAAAAAUUCAAGACAGCUGCACGAUAUGGAUUUGAUAGCUUAUACUUAUCUGACACUAGUGUUCAAGUGCUGGAUGCCUACAUCAUCCACGUGCGUCCACUUUUAAGGCCGACGUGUGACUAUGUUCUCGUGACGAAAAAUGGUGGGCAGCACAGUAAGAUCGGCGAACUCAUGGGCAAGAUGGUGUUUGAUGCUACGGGGAAAUAUAUACACCCGACACGCUACCGACAGAUUGUCGAAACCGCCAGUCAACAACAAUUAAACAGCGAAGAGCAGGRAACGAUUUCCGAAGAUCAAAAACACAGUUCGGUGGUGACGAUCCCGCGACGAUCCCGCGAUGUUGCAACGAAGGCUCACGAAUGCAUGAUAUAAUUGCAUGGUGAAAAGGGCUCUCAGGUGGAUGGCGACGUUUCCUCCAGAUUGAGCUCGGACAGCUCAGCUUCUGCACGUAAUAGAGCUUCGCCGACUAAAGAUGGAAUGCAAAAUGAGAAAAACGAGAUAAAGUGUCAAGAUCAUCAAACUCCACCUGGGGAUUGCCGCAAAAGGAAAAUCCUACUUUUAAGUCCGAAAGAAGACGAACAAUUGAAAAGUGGCAUAAAAAAUAUGGCUUUGGACAGUGGUCUGCCAUUUUAAAAGAUUGUGAAUACAAUU